This is a messenger RNA of Saccharomyces cerevisiae S288C, 4026 nucleotides long. RefSeq names its product Rtc1p (gene RTC1). Gene Ontology annotation, biological process: positive regulation of TOR signaling. The record is from RefSeq and is marked reviewed. Bases 1 to 4026 code for a protein of 1341 amino acids. Lineage: Eukaryota; Fungi; Ascomycota; Saccharomycetes; Saccharomycetales; Saccharomycetaceae. The transcript has a single exon. Gene Ontology annotation, cellular component: Seh1-associated complex; vacuolar membrane.
AUGAGCUUAUCACCACACGUAGAAAAUGCUUCCAUUCCCAAGGGGAGUACCCCGAUACCAAAAAACAGAAACGUUAGUUCUAUAGGCAAGGGCGAGUUUCUUGGAUCUUCGUCAAGCAACAAUUCUUCUUUUCGAAUGAAUCAUUACUCAAAUAGUGGACAACCUUCCGUGUUAGAUUCUAUACGGCGACCUAAUCUAACUCCAACUUUUUCUUACAGUAAUGGGGUUUAUAUGCCUGAAAGUCACAGAACUAGUUCAUUCAACGAUAGUUAUUUGCCAUAUGAUAAGAAUCCUUACGCAAAAACAACCGGAAGCAUGAGCAAUAAAUCGAACAUGAAAAUCAAAACAAAGAAAAAUGCAAUCAACACAAAUACAAGAAAGUCGUCUGGACUCAUUUACACCACCAAAGUGGAUAAAGAAUUAUCUAGUAUAGACAAAGUGAAUGAUCCAAACAUUAACGGUCUUGUUUGUGCAGGUAAAACUCAUUUGGGGCUCUAUAAAUUCUCGCCCUCAGAUAGAUCUAUCAAAUGCGUUCAUGAUUUCAUAACACCUAAUAGCAACACCUCAACAAGGGGAACGACAUCCCUUUUGCCCAAGCUGAGCAAAAGAACAAGACAGAACAAAUUUAGUACCAUUGCGGAUGUUAAGACUGGAUUUAAUAAUUACAAGAACUGUAUUGCAGUGUGCAACAAUUCUACGGCGAUAUCGAUAUAUGAUCUCAAUAAGAGUUCCUCGAUAGACAAUCCCUUGAUAACAUCCUUAUGCGAACACACUAGAUCUAUCAAUAGUUUUGACUUCAACAUGGUCGAAUCAAACCUAAUAAUAAGUGGUGGACAAGAUAGUUGUGUAAAAAUAUGGGAUUUACGUUCCAAUAAAUCUAAAAGCUCAAAUAGAUCUGACAUUAGUAUAAAUACCGCAUCUGACUCAAUCAGAGAUGUAAAAUGGAUGCCCGGUUACAAUUUUGCAUCUAAGAACGAUCAAGGUUCAUCAACGUAUGGUAAUUUAAAAAGCGGUUACAAAUUUGCUUCUAUUCACGAUUCGGGAUACUUGCUAAAGUUUGAUCUUCGACAACCUGCCCAAUACGAAAAAAAAUUAAAUGCUCACACAGGACCCGGUCUUUGUUUAAAUUGGCAUCCCAAUCAAGAAUACAUUGCUACAGGUGGUAGAGACGGUAAAUGCUGCCUCUGGUUUGUUGGCGACAAUGCCAAUGCCGCCGAAAAUACAGUCCUCAAUUACGGGAACUCUCCCUCGUUACAUGCCCCCAAUACGUCCUUGAACAAUAGCGGCUCGCUGGCAUUUCCCAAACUAACAAUUAAUACGGGCUAUCCAGUCACUAAAUUGAAGUUCAAGCCUGCUUAUAGUAGUAAUAUAUAUAAUUCAUUACUAGGAAUAUCGUCAAUGGGUGACGAAGCUGAAGUUCGCAUCUAUUCCUUGGCAAGAAAGUACAUUCCAAAACAUGUUCUCCUAUCAGAAACGCCUUCUUUAGGAUUAGUAUGGUGGGACGAAAACUUGAUCUUUAAUAUCGAUAAGGGGACCCGUAUAAAUGGCUGGGACAUUAACAAAGAACCAACAGUGCUCGAAAAUUUGAGCAAAAAUACAACAACUUGGAGAGAUUUGGAUGGUAACGGUUUACUUUCAGUUGACCAAGAGAUAGGCUCAUAUGAGGUGGUAGAACCGGAGCUUCAACCUACCUCAAGUACCACAUGCAAGAAGCAUCCAGGUACAAUAAAAAACCCGAAGAAUGGCAAUCCAGAGAACCAGGGAAUAAUUGGAGGGAUAAAAAAAGGAUUUAGCCAUACUGGAUUAACAAGUUUUACGCCAGAGAGGCCGCCUACUUUAAAAGCAGGCCCAACGUUUAGCACAAAAAGCUUAACAUUAGCAUCUGGAGCAUCUUCUUUUAACAGCUCUUCCGCAUCAUUGACAUCCCUGACGCCACAAACUGAAAAUAGAGAAGAAAUCGCCAUUGAACCGCCUUGUAUCAUCACUUUGGAUAUACCGCAGAUCUUCAAUAACAUAAGAUUAACCAAAAUCGCACAUUCAAGAAAAAAGAACGUCAUUUCCGAAAGUUCUUCUAUGAAAAAUUCUCCAGUAGAAAAGUUCAAAUAUUUGGCGAGACAGCUCAAGUUUUCGUAUAUUCGAGAGCAUAAUGUUUCAGACAGUGCAGACACUGCAUAUAAAAAUGAUAUAGAGAACAUUGACGUCGUUAAAAACGCAACCGAAACACAUGGUGAUAAUACUACUACUACCAAUAAUAAUGAUGAUGGUGAUGAUGAUGAUGAUGAUGAUGAUGAUGACAAAAUAAUCGAAAGUCACCUUUUGAAAAAAUACAAUUUUCCAGAAAAUAAUACAUGGGCUACCUUAAUGAAUGAAAAAGUAAAUAACAAAAAAUCCAAAAGAAAUUCCAGUAGUUCGAGGGAGUUUGACGAGAAGGAUGUCAGAUCAAGUAUAUCUUCCAUUUCUGCAAGUAGGCAAAGUCAUGACAGAGCUAGGAAGAUCGACAAGAACGUGGAAGCAGAACUGCAAGAAAAAAUACAAACACUGGUAGAUUUGAUAUCUAUUGCAACGCAUAACGCAUCUGUUUAUCUAUCCAUAGAUGAUCUAACCAACUUCAAAAUCUGGAUCUUGAUAAGAGAUUCAUUGUUAUGGGACUUGAAGUGGAUGACCUCCUCCCAAAUUUCAUCAGAUAACGCAUCUAAUAUGGAUGCCAAUGAAAGCUCCGAUUUCGAAGCUGGAGAAAAUCUGAAAACAGGAAAAGAGUUCCCAGAGGAGGAUGGUGCAGGGACAAGUGGGGCUGAGUCGUUAGUUGAAGAAAGGCCGCAGGCAUUUCGUGCUAACUCUGAUGAACCAAGUGAUGCCGAAAAGAAACCUGUUUCUAAGCUCAAAGAGCAGCUCAAAAACACGGAAAUAAUCCCCUAUGCGCAGCCAAAUGAGGAUUCAGAUGAAGUUUUAACUAAGCUAAAAGAGCUACAGAACCAACGCUUGGAGUCAAGGACUAAAAUGGGAGAAACAGUGAGUGACGAUGUGAUUAUAGAGGAAGACGAACAUGAACAUCAAGAAGAAGAACAGCCUCAUGACUCACCGACUAAGUCAGCACAAUUUCACGCGUCUCCUAUCGCGAAAAGUAUACCAAUAUUGCAGAAACGUGAGCACCGCAAGUCAUUCAUAGAUACUUUCAUGUUGCAUUCUCCCAACGGUUACAAUGGAGAUACGGACAUAGGUAACGAAGAUGACAAUAUAUCUCCUAGGUUUACUUACAACAGCGUAAGCCCACGCAGUAAGGUUUCGUCGCUACAAAGCUAUGCCACAACAACCUCGCAACUAGAAACUUUUAAAAAGCUUUCUUCCCAUACAGCACCAAUAAUCGGAUCGCCCAGACAUGCGCCAUCACGGCCAGAUAGCAUUGGUAGGGAACAACUGUCUUCUUCAUUGACGAAAAAGCUUGCCAAAUGCAAGAAAAUUAUCGCUGACCCACCCUGGGACACGAAAAAACUCAUCAAACAACUCUACAAUCAAGCUACUGAGACUGGGAACGUCGUAUUGACGGUGAAUAUUUUAUUUCUUUUCCAAACGAUAUACCAAAUAACAGAAAUCGACAUUGCAAAGGACGCAAUCGCUCACUUCUUGUUAUUAUUACAUCGAUACGAACUCUUCGGCAUUGCUGCAGACGUCUUAAAAUACUGCCCAUUCGAAGAUAUCAUGGGUUCUGAGGGUGACCAAUCUUCCAUUCGGUUGUUUUGCGAACGCUGUGGUGAGUUAAUCACUAACGAAAGUUCUAAAGAAAAGCUCAGAGCGGAAGCUCAGCAGACGGGCAAUAAGAAGAUCAUGGACAAGUUUGGAUACUGGUAUUGUGACUCUUGUAAGAAGAAGAAUACAUCUUGUGUUCUAUGUGAAAGACCAUUAAAGAAACUGACCAUGGUCAUCCUCCCCUGUGGACACGAAGGUCACUUCCAGUGCAUACAAGAAUGGUUUCUCGAUGAGAAUGAACAAGAAUGUCCCGGCGGUUGCCCCGGUGUUGCAUUCAUCUAG